UCGAUGCAGAAAGGUGCUAAAAGUAUCACUGCAUAAAAUGGAAUGCAAGAUCGCAUUUUUCUGUUUCAUUCUAUGUGCUGGAAAUACCUUUCUACUCUCUGAAGGUAUGAAAUUCUUGCACAAAAAGUACGUCAUCUUGAUAACAGCAGGAUCAGCAAAAGGUCCAAUCGCGAAAAUCAAAGUAGAAACAUCGUCAUCACGAAUUUCAUAUGGUAUCCAUGGGUCACGCUCGCUUGUAGAUAUUGAUAACCGCGGGAAAUUGAAGUUAAUGAAGAAACUCGAUAAUAACGUGGCGGCAUCAAUAAACAACACAGCGAUAACAGUUACAGCCAAGAAACAGGGGACAUCUGACAAAGCGUCGACAACAGUUAUCAUUAUCGUUUUACCCGUAAAUUUUGGUGACCAAUUCGUUUCUCAAAUCAAAAUGGAAGCAGAAUCCAAAGAGAAAAACAAACAACCAAAGUACCGUAAUUACUCGAAUAAACGCCUCCCUCGAAUAAACGCCGCCCUCGAAUUAACGCCGCAGGGAAAAGCAAAAAUAUCAUUAAACGCCGCCCUCAAAUAA
Dendronephthya gigantea is the source of this 565-nucleotide messenger RNA. RefSeq lists its product as uncharacterized. The transcript has 2 exons. Bases 38 to 565 code for a protein of 175 amino acids. Lineage: Eukaryota; Metazoa; Cnidaria; Anthozoa; Malacalcyonacea; Nephtheidae. The record is from RefSeq and is a predicted model, not a curated record.